AUGGCUAAAUCUACUUGUCGUAAGUUAUUAUAAUUUUUACAAUUAGAAAUAAAAACUAUAAUGACCAAUGUUUUCAGCGUUUUCAAUUGGUUCAACAGAAAUGCCACCAAUUCAAUCGCCGACUUUCGGUAAGUUCAACUUUUUUUGUGAAUUAAAGAACUCCCAGACGAUAAUUAUUCCAAAAUCGUAAACCUCCCAAAAAUAUAUUUAUGACGUGGUAAAGUUGUCACACAUUUCAAGCGUAAUUCAGAAACCGUUUCUAAAAUAAUUUCAGUUUCAGAUUUGGACAAUCCAGCAGCAAAACAAAAAAUGCGAAAUGAAAUGGCAAGAAUCAGCGAUGAGCAAAAGCAAAUCUACAAAGAGACAUUUCCAAAAAUCUUUCAAAAUGCCAAAAGACACGGACUUGUGCUUUUUGCACGAUAUUUCAGUGAUCAUCCGCAUUAUAAAAAUAUUUGGCCACAAUUUCGAAGUCAACAAGAUUCGGCGCUGAUUGCUUCAAAUGAAUUGGCUAAUCAUGCAUCAGUUUAUAUGUGUGGUUUGAAAGUUAGUGAAUGAGGGGAGAUUUUGAUGCUGGUUUGAUUUAGAAAAAUCUGAAUUAGUCCAACAGCUCAGCUACGGUCAAGGUUUCCAAAAAUAGAAAAACUCUACAUUUUUUAUGCUAACCUUCAAAGUUCAUUAGAACCUUGAGAGCUCCUAUUCCAAGAAGCCAAGCCUAGAAAUACAAGUUUUAAGUAUCCGCGCCUAUAGCACCUAAUUGUCUAGAACCCGUAUCUAGAGAUUCGCUCUGACAAGGAGCCACGCCUUGAGAUCUUCUUUACCAAGUAGACAAGCUUUUACAGGAAAUCGUGGAAGUAAUGGAUGACGAGGAAAAAUUGACAUAUUUUAUGGCUCGAAUUGCAAGAAGUCAUGUCAAAUGGAAUAUCAAUAAAUAUCAUAUCACUGUAGGUUUCUCCCAAUCUCCACUUCUCUUAAAUCUUUUUAUUCUUCCUACAGAACAUGAUUCCCGGUUUGGAUGAUGUAUUAAAAUGUUGUUGUGGUCCGGAAGUUGAUCCGAAAAUCACAGAAGCUUGGCAUUUGAUGUAUGAUGUUAUUGGAAAUUUGUUGGAUAUUCAGAAAAAGCUCGUCGUUCGCAGAAUUUUUUAA
Molecule: messenger RNA, 1143 nt
Organism: Caenorhabditis angaria
Lineage: Eukaryota; Metazoa; Nematoda; Chromadorea; Rhabditida; Rhabditidae
Source: the annotation of a GenBank genome assembly